CGAGAAUGUCUCUGUGCGAGUGGUACGCGAGCCGCGUGGUGCUCCUCACGGGAGUCACCAGCGAAUUGGGACACGCUCUGCUGGAAAAGAUCUUACGGUGCUUACCGGACGUCAGGGUGUACGUCGUCCUACGAUCCCUAAACGGUCUCAGCGGCGAGGAACGGCUAAAGAAGAUAUUCGCGUCACCCGGGUACGAGCGACUGAGGCAGGAGAUGCCGGGCGCGAUCUCGCGCGUGAAAACGUUCGAGGGGAAUCUGCUUUACGAGGAUCUUGCUCUAAGCAUCGAGGACAAAGCCUCGUUGAGGGAGGUCACCGUGGCCUUUCAUGCCGCCGGGCCGCACGACAGCUUUCUGGAAUAUUGUCAGGAAUUACCGAAGCUCAAGAGCGUCGCUGUAGCGUCCAGCAUUUUCAGGCAUCGCGGCAAGAUAGACGAGUGUCUGCAGAAUGAAAAGAUCCCCGAGCUACCGGUCGCCCUGGUGCGUUUGCCUUGCGUCGGGCCAGCUUACAAGGAACCUAUGCCCGGUUUCGUCGAGACCCUCAAAGGACCCACCGCCCUCAUGAUCGGUGCGGGCUUCGCGUUCGGCGAUUCGCAAUUGCAAGCCGAGGUCGUCCCGAUAGACGUAGCAGUAAACACGAUAAUCGCGGCCGCGUGGCAGGUUGGCAUGACCAAUGCUACGAAACCGGUAGUCUAUAAUGCGACAUUGCUGGGCUGCACGUGGGACAAUCUGAUUAAAAAGAGUCGACGAGCCAGCUGCACAUUUCCCUACCCAACCUUCGGAAUCCGCGGAAUGACGUCCAUUGAGCCGCUGUACUGGAUUUUGGUACUGCUCCUCGAAUGGCUGCCAUCCUUACUCUGCGACAUCGUCUUCGGUCUAUGCGGCAGGAAACAGAGGAUUCUCACGGAGUACGACAGAGUUCGUAAUGCACUUCAACCUUUGAAGUCAAUUUCAACGAGGCCGUGGCUAGCGGAAAGGAAUCGCGUGUACAUGCUGCAGCAACGUCUCACGAAGGAGGAGCAGGAUGUAUUUCCGAUCGUCCCGGAGAUCGACAUUGAGAGUUAUGUCCUCUGCGCCGCAGCUGCCACUCAGAAGUACUGCGUGAAUGAGGACAAUCUCAAAAUGAUGAAAAUGAUCAAAUUUUAUCUCUACUUCCUGUCCAUAUCCAUGAUACUUGGCGUCGCGUAUAUUGCUGUGUCGCGUACAUUGUUAUCACACGCAAGUUAGAUAAAAAUGAUGAUGUCUUUAGUACAUAAAAAGGUUCUCUUUUUGCAAAAAUCUAUAAAAGGAAUAAUAUAUUGUGCGCGUAACUUGGAAACAUCUAUACUUUGGAUGUUUUUAUAAUUAACAAUCACUUGUGUGAUUACGAUACUUAUAGAGUUGCAUUAAAUUAAAUUCUCACGUCCCACGUUUUUGUGCAGCCUUAUUCGAUGAACAGUAUAUUAGAUUAAGGUACGAUAUAUUUUAUAUUAGUAGCAUACGUACGUGUUAAUAAUACGUUAAUAAUAUUAGUAAUAUGAUAUUUACUUUAUUAAGUUUUGUUUUUUUGUUGAGUCUCGUUCUAUUCUAUUCGUUUUAGCGCGAUUUUUUUUCUAGAGUAAGGAAAGUACUUCGACCAUUUACGUCGACUCCGAAGACACACUCGGUUAGAACCGUACGUAACGCUUCGCAAAUAUUCGUGAGAGUUGCACGAGACGCCUACAUGGGAAAAUGCCGUUUGGGUGAAAGUUUCUAGGCACGGCAGUAUCAACGAAGAUAUAUUUCCAGCACGUUCUCUCUAUGCAAUAUCGCCGUGCUGACUUGUACUCAUUCCUCCUAUCGAGAGGAAUACAAGAAAAACAGGGAAUAUUAUUUCCAGAUUUUGUACGUUUUCUAAUGGGAAUAGGAUUGCGCAAAAUUCUCGUGAAAGCUGCUCGGUGCAUGCAACGCCGCGUUACGGGAAUCGUCUUGCUUCAAAGACGAAUGCGACGAUAACACUUUGAGUAACGAUAGUUUAGAACAACGAUAAAAUACAUAUAAAAAUCUAUCUUUCGCUACUAAUGCGCUGCAGUUAUUCUUAAUUUUCGUUAAUUAUUGGCAUUUUCGGUGGAAACAAAAUACAUUUUAUACAUAAUAGAUUAUGUACUGUACGUUAUUAGACGAAUGCAAAAAUAAAAUUGUAUAUUGCAGGUAAUAAUAGAGAUUUAAUUUGUUUCUUAAAAAAAUCUAUCUUCUCUUUUUCCAACGCUGUAUUUCACCUGCGUUUAAACUAGACAUGGUGUUGCAAAAUUUAUAUUAUCUAAUAUACAUUAAAAGCUCCCGCAUAAUUUGCUUGAAAGCUUCCAGUUAUUUUUAAACUCAUGCAAAUUAAAUUCUUUUAUCAUUUCCGCAGUAAUACAAUCAGGACAGUGACGUCUAUCUCACGGUGGGAUAUUCUCAUCACUACGUAACGUACGUCAUCCCAUUUUUUUCCGCUCCCCGUUGUCAGCAAAAAUUUCGUUCGCGUGACCAGCGUGGGAGUUUGAGUCGAGUUAUGCUUUUAAAAUCCUAUUACGUGAAAUUUACUAAAGAAAGUUGCGGAUUAGUUUCAUGAGAUAUAAUUGGAUGUGGUAGAUGGAAUUGCGCUUUCAUAAUAAUAGGCACCGCCUAUUCCGUGAAACCAAGUUUCUCACUAUCGUUGAGAGGCCCAGUUGAAAGGUUGAGAAUCCAAAAAAAAUAAGUCGCACGCAGCAGGAUAGUGAAUGAAAGGAAUGAAAUAACGGGCAAAAUAGUACAGGAAAGAAAGGGAGAUCGCAAAGCGAGGAGGACGUGUGUAUAUUCAAUUUAGCUCUAACAGGUAUGAAUAAGAUGUAUAUAUCCGAGUAAAUAUGUAUGUGAUUGCUUCUAUGCAAAAGUGAGUUAUGCCGGCGUGUCUGGAACGAUAGAAUAGCACAUUCAAGGGAGGGAACGUCAAAGGUCCUUUGUAAAUCCGUCCAGCGUUUCUUAUUUCUAUGGAACCGUUUCGCAAAAAUCUCUGCACCUAUUAACUGUAGUUGAAAAUAGCUCCUCGCGACAACAUUGAUAAGUGUACGCGAGAAAUGUCAUUGAUAACAUUUCUUUCUCUACACAAAAGUCUCUUAUGUAACCAUGUAUAUUAAAGAAUUAAAGCAAUACGCAUGUGUAUUAUUUAUUUCAUACUUGGUAGACAAUUUCGAUCGAUAUUUUAUAGGGAUAUUUCAGCGUUCUGUUGAUCGUUUUACGAAUAUCAUCGUCUAUUAAAGA
Molecule: messenger RNA, 3236 nt
Organism: Vollenhovia emeryi
Lineage: Eukaryota; Metazoa; Arthropoda; Insecta; Hymenoptera; Formicidae
Product: fatty acyl-CoA reductase 1-like
Exons: 4
Coding region: 6-1223 (405 amino acids)
Biological process (GO): long-chain fatty-acyl-CoA metabolic process
Cellular component (GO): peroxisome
Molecular function (GO): alcohol-forming very long-chain fatty acyl-CoA reductase (NADP+) activity
Source: RefSeq, a predicted model, not a curated record